This is a messenger RNA of Anthostomella pinea, 1047 nucleotides long. NCBI's taxonomy places the organism in Eukaryota, Fungi, Ascomycota, Sordariomycetes, Xylariales, Xylariaceae. The record is from the annotation of a GenBank genome assembly.
AUGGCCACUCAUCCCUAUCUCUCCAACAUCUCGCCUGAGAAGGAGAUCAGUGUGGUUGACUUGCUCCGCCAAAGGUUUCGAGCAUCUCCACCGGCCAUCUCCCCGGCCGAUGUCGACCUCAGCGGCAAGACAGCCAUCAUCACUGGGGGUAGCUCUGGACUCGGCUUCCACUGUGGCACCGAACUCUUCAAGCUUGGUCUCGACCGCUUGAUCAUCACCUGCAUCGCCGGGGACGAAGCCAAGCUGAAAGCGGCAGAGGUUGCCUUGACCUUGACCAUCGGCAAGUCGAUUGGAACCACCACUGAGGUCUGGCCUCUCGAUCUGUCCAAUUACGACUCCAUCACCUCCUUCGUCGACCGCGUCAAGACCCUCGACCGCAUUCAUUAUAUCAUCCUGAACUCCGAUGCUGUAAACUCCGACUUCGAGCAGAAUGCAAGCACCAAGCACGAGAAUAUGCUCCAGGUCAACUACAUAUCCAAUGCCUUGCUUUGCAUACUCCUCCUCCCAAUCCUCAGGGAGAAGAAGGACGGAACGCCGACCCGAGUCGUCUGGGUCACGGCCGACAGCCGGGCCUCUUUCAAAGAGGAUUUCACGACGCCUAUCUUCGCCGCGCUCGAUGAGCAGCCGGUCAGAUGGGACUUUGCACAGCGAUACGCCAUGACAAAACUACUCUGUCAGCUAUUCAUCGUCGAGCUCACCAAGCGUGUCCCUCCGUCCGUGGCCGUCGUCACGGCCGUCAAUCCCGGGUUGUGCCGGGGGACGAACCUGUAUCGCGCGAUGAAGGGAAUACCCGGCAUCAUGAAAGCCAUAACGAACCGGAUCGUCAGUCGCUCGUCAAAAGUCGGGGCCCGCGAAUUGACAGAUGCCGCGGUAAAGCAUGGCGAAGAGCUGCAUGGACAGUACCUCAUGCACUGCAAGCUGAAGCCGAUGGCGCCACUCACGAACACGCCCGACGGGGCUGAGCUAUCGGACAUGCUUUGGGUCGAGCUGAUCCAGGAACUGGCACCAUUUGAUGCGGGAAAGGCCGUCGCCGAGAUGGGCGUUUAG